CAGAAAUAUGAGCCACAACGGAACGGAUGAUCAACAUCAUUACAUAUAACAGACCAACUAUAUUUGAAGAUCUUGAACCGCAAGAAAUGUAUGUUCUCGUUGAUAGUUCGGGACGAUCGUUAGAGACGCGAGCAUGGAGGUGGUAAGCAUGAAGUUGCGAGGUCUCAGCGUGUCUUCAUCUAAUUUAUUGUUCCUACACUGAGUAGGUCGCACGUCCCAUAAGAUAAACAAGAUGAAGGGAUCACUGUUGGCGUCGUGUGUUAUCCUCGUACUGCGGGAGGGCUCCGCAGUCGAUGCACAUGCAUUCACAGCGCUUUUUGCGCACCAUCAACCGCCUCCGAGUAGUUCGAAGAAGAAGUCGGCGCCUGCUUCCGCGACGGCGCCGACACUUCACAGUAGAAUACGGCGGAGAAAGACGCCCAUGUAUCGACGGUUAUUAUCUUAAGGCUGUGGAGGCUGACACUUCUACUAGUUUCUCCAUGUGGUGCGUGCGUGUCCUUAUAAGCAGUAUUGUAGAUACUUUUGCAGUCCGAGGAGGCAAUAUUUUGAUGAAGGUAUGAGUUCUGAUUCGUGCAGAAAAUGAAAAAUUUUUAUAGUACUCCAGCAAAACAACUACGAACAGCUUCAGUGAUACUUAAUCUUCUUAAUCUGUAGGUUGUAGUUCGCCUUUGUGAUUAUGGCUUUAAAAAUGAUCAACAAGGAAGGAGGCGGUGCCCGAAUAUGGGAGCUUACCCCGUUCGUCUUCCAUCGCUACUCUUGAUCAUGAUUUGGAGCUUGAGAACGAGCGCGAUGGUGAAACGAUUAUUAAGGGUAAGUAGGUUAAAGGUGUUCUUCUUACCGUUCGUUUUGCCUUUCUGAACGGGGAGAGGCAUAACGAAUGGGGUGAACGAACACCAACAGCUUGCCCCUAAGAUUACAACAACCGACAGCGACGAGGAAAUGGACGACGAAAGCAGUGACGAAGACGAAAGCAGUGAUGAGGAUGACGACGAAGACAGUAAUGCACACGGAGACAGCGAUGAAGACGAACAACACGAACAGACGUCCGCAUUAUCUUCCAAGAAGAACAGGCGAAAUACGAUUUCUCGAAAAAUAUUGA
Messenger RNA from Amoebophrya sp. A25, 1099 nucleotides. The record is from the annotation of a GenBank genome assembly. NCBI's taxonomy places the organism in Eukaryota, Dinophyceae, Syndiniales, Amoebophryaceae.